GAACUACAAACUGAUAGAGGAGCAGAGAGAAGCAGCUGAUUCUUAUGUCUGCUGCCUCCCCCUCCCUCCCUUCCUCUCUUCCUCUUCACUCUCUCUAACUCACACAUCCACACCCACACCCAAGGAUACCCUCACUGCUUCACUGCUGCUGUUUCCCACACACUGCCUUGCUUCUUUCCUUUUCACUUUCUGCCUUUAGAGAAAAAAAUUAUUAAAGCUCUCUGGGGAAUAUAUGCUCACCUGACCCUGUUGUUUAGACUUUUUUGGACACUCUUCAUUUCUCCAUCCUUUCUCUCCUACUUUGCUGCUACCUGUGGAGGUCCCUCGGUUCUCCGGUUCUACAGCGCAGAAAGGAACCAUGCUGGGUUUGGACGUGUGCGAGUUCGGGGGUCAGGUGCUGGAGCUGCUGUGGCUGACCAUGUGCUAUAACGGUCUGCUUGCUGACAAGACUCAUUUGGCCAUAGAGGAGGAGGAGGAUGACAGGAACCUCAACUACAAUCCUCCGGCACAGAAGACACUGCAGGAGAUUCAGGAAAUGGACAAAGAUGAUGAAAGUCUGGUGAAGUACAAGCAGACCCUGCUGGGGCCAAAAGCAAUGACUGCAGAUGCCUCUGAGCCUAACGUCAGAGUGACCAGACUGGUCCUGCUGUGUGACGAUACUCCUGAACCGCUCGUCAUGGACCUCACAGGAGACCUGAAUGCUCUGAAGGAGACCGCCUUCACCUUACAGGAAGGAGCCAAAUACAGGCUGAAGGUUUACUUUAAGGUGAACAGAGAUAUUGUGUCUGGCUUGAAGUAUCGACAAGUGACCUACAAGAAAGGAGUAAGAAAGAACACUGCAGUCUGCAUGAUGGGAAGCUACGGCCCACGAGCAGAGGAACAGGAGUUCCUGAGUCCAGCUGAUGAGGCACCUAAAGGGAUGAUGUCCCGAGGCCAGUAUGUGGUCAAAUCCUGCUUCACUGAUGAUGACAAGAACGUCUACCUAUCUUGGGAAUGGAUCCUCAGCAUCACAAAGGAUGGAAUUUAACAGGGAGUGGCGGGAAACUGAUGGCAAACAUUGCUUUUUAUCCAUCAUAUUUUACCCAUGUCAACAUUUUCCUCUCUAAUUGCAUUCGCCAAAAAAUAAAACUCUGUUCGCGGUUCUGUUUUUACAUAAUUCUCCAUGUGUUCUCCAUCAAUCCUAACUAAUUUUUUUCUUUUACCAGAUUUUUGCUCCUAUUUGCCUUAUAUUAUCAUCAUAUGGAGUCAGUUUGGUCAGUGUUGAGCACAUGGCAGGAUGAUAUUUACCAUGAAAAUAUGUAAAACAAUGUGGCUGCCUCCAAGAUCAGCUCGGUUUUUGUGCUUGACAGUCAAGAGGGUGAAAAAAAAGAGAGAAAAUAACACACUCUGUAAAAGAGAAUAAGUGAUUGAAAUAAACCCUCUUAAACACUAAGGAAAAACUCUGGAAGAUAAGACUGUCAUCUAAACCUAGGUUCAUAUGCUGGGACACAGCUCACGGAGGCAGAAUGGUGUUAUUUUUAGUAAAAUGUAAAAUAUGCUGUACUCUAAA
Cyprinodon tularosa is the source of this 1549-nucleotide messenger RNA. RefSeq names its product rho GDP-dissociation inhibitor 1-like. Lineage: Eukaryota; Metazoa; Chordata; Actinopteri; Cyprinodontiformes; Cyprinodontidae. Gene Ontology annotation, biological process: Rho protein signal transduction. The record is from RefSeq and is a predicted model, not a curated record. Gene Ontology annotation, molecular function: protein binding; Rho GDP-dissociation inhibitor activity. The transcript is spliced from 6 exons. Gene Ontology annotation, cellular component: cytosol; membrane; cytoplasm. The coding region runs from base 359 to 1027 and encodes 222 amino acids.